Molecule: messenger RNA, 3390 nt
Organism: Cylindrotheca closterium
Lineage: Eukaryota; Bacillariophyta; Bacillariophyceae; Bacillariales; Bacillariaceae
Source: the annotation of a GenBank genome assembly
AUGGCCCCAAACAAGGCGGGUGCAAAUACGCCAGCUUCGUACAUGCCCAACGUCCCCGUGGAUCCCGAGCACGAGAAAAGAAUCAAGGCAGAAGCCAGGGCUUAUGCCUUGAGUGGCAUCUCGUCUACGGCAAAGAGAAAAUCGCCUAGCACAAUACAGACUUCUGAACCUGGACCCAUUCGCAAGGUUGCGAGACAAAGCAACGUGAGCAUAUCAUCCAUUUCAUCUACGGUGAAUCCGCAGAGAACAGACGCGAUGCUCAAUUAUAGAGACGACCUAAAACCGAAAGCACAGGUCCCCGUAGUCGGUCCACCCAGGGUUACAACGUUUGAAGGGGACGAAGACUACGUCCUAUUCGUGAAGAGCCUCAACCUGGACGACGCAAUGUUUGCCGCAGCGGACAAUGACGAUGAGGAGUUUCAACUGUCAGAUGUAGACGAUGACGAUGAGGACGAUGAUGAAAAUGAUUUGAGCGAAAUGUACAACACUGAUUUGCCAAGUACGACUGAAGUUGCAACAUCAACUCCAACACUAUCCUCCCCGUUGUCUUCGUCUCCUGUACAGCUUCCCGACUUUGAAGCCUCGAUGUACCAUGAUUUAGAGGAAGAGCUUGGCAGUUUGCUCGAAGAGGACCUAGAGGCGGCUGUUCAAUCACUCAUGACGUCGAAGACAACAAAUCCAUCCAACGCAAUCACACCCUCUUCACCAAGUUGCAAAAGCCCAGAAGUGACAAUUAAGCCGCAGUGCACCAGGGCUCUUCCUGACACCAGAACAGAUUCCCCAGCAACACCUUUGAGAGAUGCUGCUCGUCAAGGUCCUAGAGCGCAGGUUACGUACCAGCAAACUCAACAAUUGCGACAUCUUCUCGCUCAGCACUAUCAGCUUCUGGUACAACAGGCUAUCUUGGGCAUCCGGGCAGCACAUUUUCAGAAGCUCGACAAGGAAAAGUCUGAUUUUCUUUCAGGUGAAACCGCGGACGACUUGGCAGAAAUCCUGGACGGGGCGGUUGGAAUGCUUCAAGACCUAGAUCAGAACCGAAAAGAUGCAAUCAGAAAUUCCAUACAGUUAGGUGACACUGUUUCCAAAAGUGACGAUUCCACAAUUUCGUUGCCAGGAAGAAGAUCUCUUUUGUCAAAAUUUGCGGAAACUUCCAAUUCGUCACACCAAAAUCAAAAGGAUCGUCCGCUUACAAGAUUGGCUUUUUCUCAAUCUCUACAGCAGGGAUCCAAUUGGCCAAAGCGAACAACAUUUGACAUUCUCGGUCUAGUCAAGCUCAAGGAAACCUUUGCCACCAUCGAUAGGAGCGUGGCUGGAAUCAAGAAGCCAGGGAGUAUUCUUGAGCUUCCUACACACGGUGAGGCAUGUCGGAUGGUACUUCGACAAGCAGGGGCAAACAUCGAAGAAAUGCUCGUUCCUGGGGAAAGAAAAAUAACAGACAAUUUUUGUGACUGUGGAGAGUUUUUUGGCGAAUUAUUCAAGGAACCAUGUAAAGACGAGCAAGAUCUUUUCUUGCGAAGAAAUCGGAACUUGUUUACUAGCGGUGAAGAUAAUUUGGUUUUGAGAGGCGUAAAUUUGUACGGAGAGAAACAGUGGAUUCUAAUUGCUGACAGAUAUUUGCCAGAUCGGUCGGUGAAUAUUAUCUCUCAGCGCUAUUCGAAAUUGUGCGUGAUGCUCUACAAGGCGCACGGCAUAACUAUUGAUGAGAAGGGCUGUCUUGACGAACCUCCAAAGCUUGAAUCCGUUGAUGAUAUCGAUGAGGCGAAAGUCAACGAGUUGGAACUCAAGACAGUUGAUCCCCCAGCUAUAUUGAAUGUCCAUAGAUGGUCCUUGGAGGAAGACUUGACACUUCUUAAGGCAGUACCAUUAAUGGGGCACAUGUGGGCCGAACUAGGUGCUCGUUUGAUUCCACACAGAGACCGUGGGCACCUACGCAAACGAUACCAAGUCUUAGAACGAAGGGUCAAGGCAACCGUAGCACGAAACUCAAAGUGGGAAGCUGUUUCUUCCAAACCGUCAAAAGGACAAGGGUUAACGCGGAAACUAUUCACUCCAGCUGCGGCAUUGCGACCACCACCAACGAAGACUGGUGGCAAGCUUAGCAACGCGGUAGCUGCAACCAAGAUUUCUGUUCAAUUGAAGGUCCCGCGAAUGAGCAUAGAGAAAGCAGCAGCAUCUCUGGCUUUUCUGCGUCCGCCAAAAGCCGACUCGGUAUCUGUUUCAGCUUUGAAAAGUACCCCUUCCGUUCAAUCUGCUGAGGUUGUAAAUUAUGAUUCCGGAGCUCCGCUUUCUGCGUUACACUGCCUAAAACCACCUGCCGACACGUCGCGAAACGGGAUAACAGCUGGAAGGAUGAAACUGGCUCCUGUAGCCCAAGCCUCCACUUCCAAACAGCCAUCUGCAAAACUUUCCACGCAUUCGUCAAAACUUUCAUUCAUAGACACUAACUUUGGCAGCGAACUUUCUUCUUCACGGCUUGCGUUCGAGCAGCUAGUAGAUGGUACCGGAGAAGAAUGGUCGCAACUAUCUCGGGUAAAGAAGAUGCUUGAGAACGAUCCUGCAAGCCAGCCUGACGAUGUUAUAGAAAACAGCCUGACAAAAAGUCCGAUGCGCUCGAACUUAUCAAAGCUACCUCAAAUGGAGCUAGAUUCUGAUUCCAUGAGCGGUUUGUCGAUACUUCAGUCAGAAGCCUCUCGCCAGCACGACACUGAACCUCCCACUGUCGCUCGAGCAAGCAUAAUGUCUCGAGUUCUAGAGAGUUCUUCGAAGAAUGAGGAGCAUUCAAGACUUAAUUCGAAGGAAAUUGUCUCGAAAAGUGUAGCAAACAAAGCUGACCCCAAUAAAAACACCCCGAAAAAGCAAGCUAGGCAAAAGCCCAACCCUGCGACUCCCUUGCCAUCGACACCUAAGCGGCCAAACUUCUUCUCGAUGACUGGUACUCCUAUUGGACUGUCUCCUGGAUUCCGACCUUCCCCGAACGGUGCAUUGAAUUCUAUCAAAAACAAAAGUCUUCGUGCCUCAGGACUUCUUUCUCCACCUCCAAGUUCUGUUUCUCGCCUUGUAAAUGAUCAAAGCGUAGAUGAGUUCAGAUAUUGUGACUUCAAUAUCUCGGAAGAAAGUCAACAGCGAUUCGAAGGAGCGUCAAGGGACCAGCGGGCAAAUGUUCCCUCUACACCAUCGAAAUCAACAGCUUUUGGUGAACAUCUCAUGGCGAAUGAUCUUGAUGCAAUAUCGGCACUAAGCGCGUUGAGUAACUCCCCUUUCAAGAAAGGCUUGGAACGUAGAGAUAUGAAGAGGAAAGAAGUGAAACAAUCCUUUUUCGCUACCGUUGUUGGAGGAACAAAAAAAACUGAGCGACAGGGUUCAUAUCCGAAACACAAGUUAGACUUCUGA